CACACUUUUUUGUACAAAAGGCUUGGAGUCGUUUGUCAAAAAGGCACUGGGCGAACAGGGUGCACUGAGAACGUAGGCACCAUGGCUUUCCGUGUGGCUGUGUUGGUCUUGAUGUUGGCAGUGGCUACUCAUGGUAGCGUGCUUAAAGAGGAGACUGUUGAUGGGGUCUUUGAACAGGCCGCUGCUGGGUCUAAGAAUAUGUUUGCCUCUCUGGACGACAGUGCAGGUUUCAUGGCCGGGUCCUGGUACAGCCAUUCCGGCAGCGGCUCCAACUUCCUCUGCCUGCCGGAGGACCCGGAGUGGCUGCAGUACGACGACGCCACCGACGGCGAGCGCGGGUUCGUCGCCGGAGCUGAGUACGAAACCGACGCCAACUCGCCCUUCGGCGUGCACGACCAGCACGACGCGCCGUGCGCCGUCUGUGCCAUCCCCCGGAGCACCACGAUCAUGAUCCCCGCCAAGAAGACCUGCCCUCCCGGCUGGACCAGCGAGUACUUCGGCUACCUCAUGGCGGAGAGGUACAACCACCGGCGGACCGACUUCGUCUGUGUGGACGUGGAGGCUCAGCACCUGGAGGCCGGGGCGAGUAACAACAACGGCGCCCUUCUGUACCAGGUGGAGGGACGGUGUAACUACAACCUCCACUGCCCCCCGUAUGUGAACGGUCGUGAGCUCACAUGUGUGGUGUGUUCCGCUGGUUUAAAGCCUGUUUAAAUACGACCUAGAGCUAGGCUGACUGAUUUUCAUGGCUAGUCUCUUUUGAACGAAUUGUUUCAGAUACGUCAAACAUCUUUCA
Branchiostoma belcheri (Belcher's lancelet) is the source of this 796-nucleotide messenger RNA. Its product is annotated as short-chain collagen C4-like. Bases 82 to 714 code for a protein of 210 amino acids. The transcript has 3 exons. The record is from RefSeq and is a predicted model, not a curated record. Lineage: Eukaryota; Metazoa; Chordata; Leptocardii; Amphioxiformes; Branchiostomatidae.